Molecule: messenger RNA, 6827 nt
Organism: Nerophis ophidion (straightnose pipefish)
Lineage: Eukaryota; Metazoa; Chordata; Actinopteri; Syngnathiformes; Syngnathidae
Gene: cd8b
Product: cd8 beta
Exons: 6
Coding region: 1157-2008 (283 amino acids)
Biological process (GO): regulation of immune response
Cellular component (GO): cell surface
Molecular function (GO): coreceptor activity; MHC class I protein binding
Source: RefSeq, a predicted model, not a curated record
UUUUUAAGCAUACAUGUGUAAAACUAUAAUCCAUGUAUGGUUAAAAGUGUAUAAAAGUGCUGCUCGCAUACUAUGUUUUAAUUCAUACUACCCUAUAGUAAAGACAUUGGUUUUUUUUGAGGUUGUCCCGGUCUUCCACCUUGCUGUGUGUCAGAAAUGAGGCGCCUAUUUGAGAAAAUGGAAGCAACAGCUCAGCAGAUGUCGACGAAACAUCACCAAAGCUUUAAUAGCCGAGUGAUGCCUAACCAAAGCUCUUUUGAGAUCUCCUGUUUUCAUAGAAUCAUGUGGUUUCAUUCCAUGCCUCACUCGAGUCGUCGACCCACUCAGUACUUUUGAGGGCCCACAUCCUCUCACUCGAAGACCACCGUGCGAACACCUCAGACGAUCUACUGCGCUGUCACCCGUUUCAAGCCAUUCUGUCCCAAGCGAAAGACUUAACGUGUGGCGCACUUGUGCUCGGAUCUUUUUUUAAUUUAAAUACGUUAUUGCAACAAGUUCAAAAGCAUUUUUUUCCCUUUAGUGUGAAAAAGCUUUGUUUUCCCUUUCUUGUGAUAAUGUACAAUUUAUUCAUUCUUCAUGUUGAUGUCACAACUACAUUUUUCAUCCUUAAGUCUUACUGUGUUUUUUGGUGUUGUAGGUCUUCUCUAAAGCUGGGUUAGUAGGACUCCACUGAGCUGGAGGUUACACACCUGAGACCACACCACUGCAAGCUGCUGCUAUGUCACAACUUGUGUGUGUGUAUGCGCGCAUUCGUGCGUGUGUGUGUGAGUGACUGACUGUCUUUUUAGCUUUGUGAUGUUUCACUCCUUCAGGAUUUUUUUCUCUAUUGAAUUAUUUACAUUUUCUUUACAUAAUUUGUCCGUCUGAGGACACAUUAGGUACAGUAGCACAAUAUGAUCUUUUUUUUUUUUUAAAUAUCCUAAGAGGAUCCUCUGCAGUGGACAUCUUUUUGUCUUGUUUUAAUUUUUAUCUUAGACUUAGACAAACUUUAUUAAUCCCAAAGGGAAAUUAUUCAAACUGUUUGAACAAUGUCCCUUAUGGAUUAAUGACAUAUGUCUGAGUCUUAUCAGUUCCAUUUUUUUUUUUUGCUGACACGUUUUCUUCUAAUAAGCAAGCAAGAAAUUAUAUAAACAUUGUAAACUAAAACGUUUUUCAAAUGAACUUAAUGCGCAAAUUUUGCUGUCUUUCACAGCCCUUUCUGAUACGUGGUGUGUGUGUGUGUGUGUGUGUGUGUGUGUGUGUGUGUGUGUCACAGCAGGGUGUUACCAUGACAACCGAAGGCCCCGGCACGUUGGACCCUCCCAUCAUCUCAAGAGUGAUAGGCAGCAGGAAAACAAAUGAUCAGCCGCUGCUCCUCAAACUCCACUCAAGAGCCACCGAGAUGCCAAGCCUCGCACCUGAAGCCACCCUGCUGGCUUGGAGCUUUCUGGUGGCAUCGCUCUGGACAUCAGGUUCUGCACAGGUCCUGCAAGACACCAAUUCCAAAAGAGUCUACCCACAGCUGCUCAGUGCACAGGCCAUUAACUGUGACUGCGCCAACAUGUCCUGCGCCACCGCCCACUGGUUCCGCACUCUUUUCAGCUCUAACCAAGUCCAAUACCUGGGCAGGAUCAACAGUGCCGAGCGUAUUUUUCACGGGGACAACUUGGACCCAGGAAAGUUCCAAUUCAGCAGAAAGAGGAACGAAGAAGGCUUCACGCUGAACGUGGUCAAGGUGUCCCAAGACGACGCCGGAACUUAUUCCUGUGUUUUGACUAACAAGAGAAACCAGGAAAUGUGGCAGGCUGGUGUUCUUCUUCUCCCAGGAGUGAGCCCUCCAACUUUAGCACCUGCCAGUACACCUGUGACUCCGGACUGCAGCUGCACCUCCCAAGGUCUUUGCGACCAGCUGAUCUUCUGGUCGCUAGCUGGACUCACCAGCGUGUUGACGCUAACACUGGUCUUCACUCUCUACUAUUUCAGCCGACUGCCAAGAAAAUGUCGACACCACUUUGUGAAGAAGAGGUAGAAGACAUGUGCCACAUUACUGUAUGUAAUAUUUAUAAAUCUUCAUGCAUCUGUGCAGCCUUUUCUCCAGACAAUUAUUUGUUGGAGAAAGAUUUGUAGAAAGGGACGCUCACUUCAAAUAUAAGAACAUGUUUUGUAGAACCGCUUUACUUUCUAAUAGUGUGUGACUUUUCAAAGUCUCCUGCUUGUCUUGUCAUGUCAGUCAGAUGUCUGCUUGUCCUGUGACAUCUGUUGCAAUGCAUUCUGGGACUUCAUGUACAACAAGCAGGGUUACAGUGUUCAACAUGUACUGGAGCAGCACAACAUGUAUGGAGGACUGUAAAUAUUGUAAUACAGGUGGAGCUAAAACAAUUAAUAUCAUGCAAAAGUUCAUUGAUGCCAGCAUUUCAACUUCAAAUGUGAAAAUAUUAACCAGGACUCUCCAAACUGGAGGAAAUGAAGGCUAAAACAAAUGGUCAAGUGUGUGUGUGUGUGUGUGUGUGCAUAUAUAUACAUAUACAUAUAUAUGUACAUGCAUACAUGUAUGUAUAUAUAUACCGGUGUAUGUAUAUAUAUGUAUAUAUAUACAUAUAUAUAUAGAUAUAUAUAUAUACAGUGGUGGACAAAAGUGUAAGUACACCUGUAAAGAACAUCAUGUCAUGGCUGUCUUGAGUUUCCAAUACUUUCUACAACUGUUAUAUUUUUGUGAUGUAGUGGUUGGAGCACAUACUUGUUGGUCACAAAAAUAUUCAUGAAGUUUGCUUCUUUUAUGAAUUUAUUAUGGCUCCACUGAAAAUGUGAGGGUCAAAAGUAUACAUACAGCAAUGUUCAUAUUUGCUUCCAUGUCCCUUGGCAAGUUUACCUGCAAUAAGGUGCUUUUGGUAGCCAUCCACAAGCUUCUGCUUACAUUUUUCACCACAAAAUUGCUGCAGUUCAGCUAAAUGUGUGACAUGGACUUGUUUCUUCAGCAUUGUCCACAUGUUUAAGUCAGGACUUUGGGAAGGCCAUUCUAAAACCUUCAUUCUAGCCCGAUUUAGCCAUUCCUUGACCACUUUUGAGGUGUGUUUGGGGUCAUUGUCCUGUUGGAACACCCAACUGUGCCCAAGACCCAACCUCCCCCCUGAUGAUUUAGGUAGGUUGUCCUGAACAAUUUGGAGGUCAUUGUCCCAUUUACUCUCUGUAAAGCAGCAAAACAGUCCCAGAGCAUAAUACUAACACCACCAUGCUUGAUGGUAGGAAUGGUGUUCCUGGGAUUAAAGGCCUCACCUUUUCUCCUCCAAACAUAUUGUUGGCUAUUGUGGCCAAACAGCUCACUUUUAUGUUUCAUCUGACCACCAGACUUUCCUCCAGAAGGUCUUAUCUGUGUUCUUGUGAUGUUUUAGCCUUAAAGUUGUGUCGUCAAUCAGAAAUACCAAGCAGCUUAAGUGCGCCAAACAAGUGUGGAAAGUGUUUAGCAUUUUUCCCAUCAUGCAUUGCAGUGGCUUUAAGUGGGUGUCAUUUUGAAUGAUGUGUAGGGUUUGGACAUGUUUUAUAACAUCCACAAAGUGGAGUGAACAGGUGUGCUGACUUCCUGUCUUUGCUUGCAGUUUGCACCACGAGUGGCAAGGUUGCUUGUACUGGGUCAUAUAAGUAAAUGCUGUGUGUACUUUAAGGAAAAAAUUCCCUGUCAUUGACCUGAUUUGCCCAGCGGCUAAGAGUCUUUACCAAACUGUUGAUGUCUUGUGUGCUGUGAGGAUGCUGGUUGGACAUCCUGUAAUAAACUACUAUGUUUGCUACCUACAAGCUCAGGGAAAUAUUUAUUUAUUGUCAUCUUCAUCAUCAUCACGCUUUGGGGACGGCGUGGCCAAGUUGGUAGAGUGGCUGUGCCAGCAAUCUGAGGGUUCCUGGUUCAAUCCCCACCUUCUACCAUCCUAGUCACGCCUGUUGUGUCCUUGGGCAAGACACCUCACCCUUGCUCCUGAUGGGUCCUGGGUAGCGCCUUGCAUGGCAGCUCCCGCCAACAGUGUGUGAAUGGGUGAAUGUGGAAAUAGUGUCAAAGCGCUUUGGGCUCCUUAAAAAGGGUUAGAAAGGGGCUAUACAAGUACAUUUACACUUUUUGAAAACUUCAAAGUUUCCAUUCAAGGUUUUUAAAAGCUGUAAGUCAUAAUCAUCAAAAUUAUACUUGCUUGAAAUACUUUGAGUUGUAUAUUAUUUCUGUUUUAUUACUUUCACUUUAUACAUCUAAUUGCUAGUAAAACAAACUUUUGCAUGAUAUUCAACUUAUUUGUAGUUUUACCUGUAGAUGUCUUUUGAAUAGACUGCAAAGACAAGAUAUUUUAUCUUCACACUGAGAAACUUUGUUCUUUUUUGCAAAUAUUAGCUCACUUGGAAUUUGAUGCCUGCAACAUGUUUCAAAAAAGCUGGCACAAGUGGCAAAAAAGAGUGAGAAAGUUGAGGAAUGUUCUUAUUUGGAACAUACCGCAGGUGAACAGGCUAAUUGGGAACAGGUGGGUGCCAUGAUUGGCUAUAAAAGCAGCUUCCAUGAAAUGCUCACUCAUUCACAAACAAGGACGGGGCGAGGGUCACCACUUUGUCACAGUGGUAAACAUGUAACACAGUGGUAAACAUGUAACACGGUGGUAAACAUGUAACACAGUGGUAAACAUGUAACACGGUGGUAAACAUGUAACACACUGGUAAACAUGUAACACACUGGUAAACAUGUAGCACACUGGUAAACAUGUAACACACUGGUAAACAUGUAACACAGUGGUAAACAUGUAACACACUGGCAAACAUGUAACACAGUGGUAAACAUGUAACACACUGGUAAACAUGUAACACACUGGUAAACAUGUAACACACUGGUAAACAUGUAACACAAUGGUAAACAUGUAACACAUUGGUAAACAUGUAACACACUGGUAAACAUGUAACACGGUGGUAAACAUGUAACACGGUGGUAAAAAUGUAACACAGUGGUAAACAUGUAACACAGUGGUAAACAUGUAACACAGUGGUAAACAUGUAACACAGUGGUAAACAUGUAAUACGGUGGUAAACAUGUAACACGGUGGUAAACAUGUAACACAGUGGUAAACAUGUAACACACUGGUAAACAUGUAACACAGUGGUAAACAUGUAACAAAGUGGUAAACAUGUAACACGGUGGUAAACAUGUAACACGGUGGUAAACAUGUAACACUGUGGUAAACAUGUAACACGGUGGUAAACAUGUAACACAGUGGUAAACAUGUAACCCAGUGGUAAACAUGUAACACGGUGGUGAACAUGUAACACGGUGGUAAACAUGUAACACACUGGUAAACAUGUAACACACUGGUAAACAUGUAACACAGUGGUAAACAUGUAACACAGUGGUAAACAUGUAACACAGUGGUAAACAUGUAACACACUGGUAAACAUGUAACACAGUGGUAAACAUGUAACACACUGGUAAACAUGUAACGCACAGGUAAACAUGUAACACACUGGUAAACAUGUAACACACUGGUAAACAUGUAACCCAGUGGUAAAUAUGUAACACACUGGUAAACAUGUAACACACUGGUAAACAUGUAACACAGUGGUAAACAUGUAACACACAGGUAAACAUGUAACACAGUGGUAAACAUGUAACACAGUGGUAAACAUGUAACACACAGGUAAACAUGUAACACAGUGGUAAACAUGUAACACAGUGGUAAACAUGUAACACACUGGUAAACAUGUAACACAGUGGUAAACAUGUAACACAGUGGUAAACAUGUAACACACUGGUAAACAUGUAACACAGUGGUAAACAUGUAACACAGUGGUACACAUGUAACACACUGGUAAACAUGUAACACAGUGGUAAACAUGUAACACAGUGGUAAACAUGUAACACACUGGUAAACAUGUAACACAGUGGUAAACAUGUAACACAGUGGUAAACAUGUAACACAGUGGUAGACAUGUAACGCAGUGGUAAACAUGUAACACACUGGUAAACAUGUAACACGGUGGUAAACAUGUAACACAGUGGUAAACAUGUAACACACUGGUAAACAUGUAACACAGUGGUAAACAUGUAACACAGUGGUAAACAUGUAACACAGUGGUAAACAUGUAACACAGUGGUAAACAUGUAACACACUGGUAAACAUGUAACACAGUGGUAAACAUGUAACACAGUGGUAAACAUAUAACACACUGGUAAACAUGUAACACAGUGGUAAACAUGUAACACAGUGGUAAACAUGUAACACAGUGGUAAACAUGUAACACAGUGGUAAACAUGUAACACAGUGGUAAACAUGUAACACACUGGUAAACAUGUAACACAGUGGUAAACAUGUAACACACUGGUAAACAUGUAACACAGUGGUAAACAUGUAACACAGUGGUAAACAUGUAACACACUGGUAAACAUGUAACACACUGGUAAACAUGUGUUGCUGCCAUUACAUUCCAACUUCAUGAUUAUUUGCAUUAAAAUCCAGUUUGUCAGUGUGAACAGUAAAUAUUAUGUCUUUGCAGUCUAUUCUAUUGAAUAUAUUUGUUGUAUUCUCUUUUGAUACAGCAGGGGCGGUAUAGCUCGGUUGUUAGAGUGGCCGUGCCAGCAACUUGAGGGUUGCAGGUUCGAUUCCCGCUUCUGCCAUUGUAGUUACUGCAGUUGUGUCCUUGGGCAAGACACUUUACCCACCUGCUCCCAGUGCCACCCACACUGGUUUAAAUGUAACUUAGAUAUGUAAAGCGCUUUGAGUCACUUGAGAAAAGCGCUAUAUAAAUAUAAUUCACUUCACUUCACAGUUACACAAGCUGACAACUUCACUGUGUUGGGUGUUGUAGAUGUAGAUUAAAAACCCACUUUCAAUGUC